CACGCAAACAGCUACCGACUCCACUUUACUGCGGCCUGCCGAAACCAAGCCUCCAGGCAACCUGCGGCCCGGCCGAACUUUCCACUCCCUCGGGUUCCAUCCCCAUGGCUACAAACACUGCCUGCAAGAGCACGCGCCGUGUCUAUUCGGCUGAAGAACUGCAUCGCCUGAGAAACACUCAAUCGCAGCCUAAGCUGUCUGAGUCCAUCGAGGAACACGAAGGGGAAGACGCGGAACUUGUCAAAGAGCACGUCCUACGUGGAUCAAAGUCGUUCACUGCUCGCUCGUUCCGCGGACGGCAAUCCACCAACAGCAGCCUCCGUGUGCCAUCGAGCAGAUCGAACAACGAGAACUCCUCCUUCACCACUCACGACACGUUUCACCAGCCGACCGUGAGUGCCCUUCCUCACCCAGCAGUUCUCGGCGAGAUCGCUUCGAACGGUCAGCUUCUCCGCGGCGGCAUCUUCAAGCCUGGCCGGUCCCCUACCCCUUCGCUGAAGAAAAAGGCUGUGGAAGCCAUUGUCAAAAACCACGGCUCUCCCAGCCACAUCCGCGUCACUGCUGGUGGUCGAAUUGUUCCAUCUGAGCAGUCGCCACUGUGCCAGCCCCGCUACGGCUACAGUGCGAUUCGAGUCAACGGAGGGCUUAUCAAAUUCGCGCCCAACCAGCGCUAUCACAGCCGGCCAGAGGAACUCAUCCAGCCCGUCAACCAGAACGGCAACGUCAUCCACGACAUGCAGGGCAACUUCUUUCAAAUCAUUGACAACACGCUCAUGCCACUGUCGAUGGCAGCCGACGGCACCGUCGCGUUGUACAGCGACGAUACUCCCAACCUCAAUUUCGCUGGGCGACCAACUUCACAGGGUCCAGCCGCGCCACGAUUUCACUCAUCCUCUCAGGUUGCUGGUGCCACAAGCAGUCCCAUCCCUGCUCCAGAUCCUUCAGUGCCAUCGCAGAUCAAAUCGCUGGAAGCUGAGCGCACCCGCUUGCAGGAAGAGUCGAAGGCCUUGGACCAGACCGAAGCCAAAUUCGGCAAAGACAUGUCCAGAGAGGAGAGGAACCGUCUGUUCGCGCGACGCAGGCAGCUUGUUGGCAUGUUGGACACGAUUCGCAAGUCUUUGAAUGCGCUGAACCGCCCAUCGGUCGCACUGGGUCGCGCUUCGCCACGCGCGCUGCAGGGUAGAGCUUCGGUAUCACCACCUGGCCGCGGACGUCUUCCUCCCUACUUCCAGGCGAACUCGGUCAACAACUCUGCCGCACCGCCAUACGCUCCUGCCUUUGGCCCCGCUCAGACGGCCUUUGGUGCUCCGUUAGUCCCAGCACCCUCCUCCGUGCAGGAAUACGGUGCCACGGCCUGGCCUUACGGCCCACCAAAUGCUUUUCCACAGCUGCCUCCUUUCGACGGAGCAAUGGCACCGCCACUUCAAGGUCUUGCUCCUGCAUUGUCACAGAGCAACAUGAUGGCACCGGUACCAGCCAACAUUCCCCAGAGUGACGGUGCUCAUUCAUUUUCGGAAUCUCGUGCCGAUGCGGCAGAGCGUUCACACGCCGUUCCCAUCACAGCGCCAAACUCUAAACUCAGCAACAACAUGAGGUCGAAGCUCAAUCCUACCAGUCCAGCUUACAAGCCGACUGCUUCGUCUGAUGGUUCCUGUGUCGAGCGUCGUGCGGGUGCCGCCCAAUCCCCUGGACACAAGCUGCCUGCUCUCCCAGAGAGUGUCUCGAAGUCAUCGACUGCGACUGAUGACACAAUCAGCCCAGUCAAGAAAGAUGCUCUCACGCACAGUUCGAGUGUCUCCAGCUUUGCAACUGCCGACUUCUUUCCACGCAAUCCUCGCGAACACUCGACACGCCAGCAUGUCUAUACCCAGUCCGGCAACAAGGAGAAUGAGGAUCCUGAGGAUGAUCAUGCCAACUUCAACACUCCCAGCCGCGAAGUCCAUCAGCCACGUCAUCCCGACACGAACGAGUCGCGCGCGCCCGUUGCUCCACCAGGUACUCCGGUGUACUACAGCGCAGCCGCCACACACGCACCGCAGCCAGCAAAGCUUGCAGAGCCUGCUCGUCAGCAAACCCGUUCGGGGGUUACUGAUCGGCAAAUGAACAACAUCAGCCCCAAAAACAAGCGGGACUAUCCUUUCGUGUAUGAGCAGCCAGGCAAGGCUGCUCACUAUCCUACGUCGUCGCCAACGGGCACAAACAAUUCCGCCGAAGACACUGGCGCUGUGAACUUGAAAGACAAGUCUCCUGAGUGGCUUGACGGUUAUACGUGUGGACUGCAACGUCGAAGCUUCCAACCGGAAUGUGGCAACGAUUGGUUGAACGGCUACUGUGAUGGCUUGAAGGCAUCUGCAUCACGUUCGAAGCCUGCUCGCUCCUCGGCGCCUUUCAGCGGCAGCCCGAUGAAGUCCAUCUCGCGCCGCCCCAGCCCGGCAGUCCCAUCGCGUUCUGCGAGCGCAUUGCAAUCGGCGCAGCACUCUAUGAACGCAUCGCGUCCUCCGUUCGAGACCAACACCAACAGCAUUGAUUGCCUCAAGCAAGCCAUCAUCGCACCACACAAUGAGAAUGCACUCCUGAUGUCAGGGGUCAACAGCUCGCAGUUCAAUGAUACCAUGCCGAACCUCGGCACCUGGGCCAAGAAGCAGCAGCAGAGCCGUCCCACGAUUGAGCUCCCAGGUCUUGGCCUCACUCUUCCGCAGCGUAACGCUACUGCGGAUCGUCAAGGCAUCAUGUCAGAGGGCAAUAAUGACAUCAAGAGCAAGAUUGCCAGCGAGCGUACAUCGGAGCACCUGCAGACCGCGAGACCAACGCUACCGGCCACACUCAGCACUGCGAGCAUUGCCUCUGGGAGUUUGGGCACUGGUGGUGGCAUGCCCACUCCUUCGAAUCGUGUCACCAGCUUGGGGAGUAUCGAGUCAAGCCUCUUCAACCAAUGGCCAGGGAAUCGCGUGAUGACACCGGGAGAGUGGAGAUCCGCCGGCACCUCCCAAAAUGCUGCACUCACGACUGGAUUCUUCGCUCAUGGGCAAUUUGAUGGUACGAUCGAUCCUCAGACCCUCCCGCACCGAGCCAGCCAGCUGACUGCCGGUGUUUCAGGAGCUCCGCAGCGAGUCACGAGCGACGUGCACACUCGCAUGUCUUCCGGUGGUCGGUUCAGAGAGGCGUCGCUCGAUGGAAUCACGAGCCCACCAACGUCCCCACGAGCAAUGUCCCCGGCUACGUCUCCAACUGGCACUCCAGCGCGCCGCGACAGCAAGAAGCACAGCCCCCGCAAGGGACCCUCGCCAACCAAGGGCAAGUUCGAGUCCUUGGCUGGCAAAGUCGGCAUCAAGGUCACCUCUCCCACGCCGUCUGAAGUCGGCGACGACAUGGUCGAGACGAACAGUCCUUCGGGCAAGCGUCAUUGGGGCGUACGCGACUGGAUCAAGGGCGGCAAGGGCAACAACGCCUAAGCCUGCCCACUCCACACAAUACUUCUCCUCCAUUGCGACAUCUUUCAGGAUAUACCGCAGUCCCUUUGGCUACCAUUAUGGUAUCUCAUCCGGAGCAGCAUCCGUCCUGAACUGGCCACAUCGAAUUCUCCGCACAGCAUUACCUUGUUUUUCACCCGACGCAAGCAUCGCAUAUCUCACCGCGUGGUCUGCGACCGGAUCACCGCAUCGUCUUUUCACAUUGUACUCAAACAUGCCUCACCAAUGAGGCGUCCUUGCACAGCUACGCCACGCUUAUCGCACAUUCCAGCGGGAUUGGGCUGGGCAUUCGAA
Messenger RNA from Cercospora beticola, 3764 nucleotides. RefSeq lists its product as uncharacterized. The record is from RefSeq and is a predicted model, not a curated record. Lineage: Eukaryota; Fungi; Ascomycota; Dothideomycetes; Mycosphaerellales; Mycosphaerellaceae.